AUGCAACGCAGCGCACCGAAAGACGCGGCAGCGUUACAGCGUAGCGCCGAGCCGGCGAAACGCAAAGGCGCACAUACCGCAAAGCCAGAUGCGAAGGACGCAAAGCGCGCGCGUCUGCAAGCGCCGCCAAUUGUUCCGCCGCACUUGGCCUCGCGACCCGAAACCUUCUCGUCGUUCCCCCGUGGCGGCGGCACGGGCCUUACGCCUGUAGAGUACCGGCAGUCCGUCCUGGAAGGUCGACGUGAAUCUGCAGCAGACGGUGAUCUUUUUCACGAAAGUGCAAAGAAGAAAAGUAAGACACUCGGCGAAAAGGCGCAAGGCAAGAAGCGGCGCAGCACAAACGCACACCCCGGCGCGAAAGAGAUGUUCCGCAUCGAGACGCUGAACUACAGGCGGCUUGUCCCAGGCACAAAAAUGCUUUGCAAUAUUCUUGCCGUCCAUCCGCUUGCGCUUGUCGUCAGCAUGUGCGACCAGAUGCUCGGACAUAUUCCUGUCACGGCUGUAAGUGGCCGCUUGACAGAUCGAUUGCAAGCUGCGCUUGACGACGAGGACAAUGCAUCUGACGUCUCCGAUAACGAGUACCCUUUGCACGACAAGGAUGCACCUGAGCUGCGCGACCUGUUCGCUGUGGGCGACUGGGUCGUGGCCUGCGUGGAAAAAGUCACCGCGCCCGGCUCGAAGAGGCAGUGGGGCAUGGGACGCGAGGGUGGCGAAUACGAGCGCGAAAGUCAACGUGUUCAGCUUAGCAUGGACCCGGCCGUGGUGAAUGAAAGCGUAGGCGUGUCGGACUUGUCGCCUGGCUUUUUGCUUCCUGCAGUGGUUGCAUCCCACGAGGACCACGGCUUUGCUUUGGACCUUGGGAUUUCUUCGCUGCACGCGUUUCUGCCGAGCAAAAACGUGCCGCAAGGCACAAACUACCGCGUGGGCGCCGUUGUGAUUGUCGCUGUCGUCAAGGUCGAAGGCAAUGGCCGCAUGGUGCGCUGUACGCCGCUGCUUCCCGGUGCCGCUCCGCGUUUUUUGCAUUCCGCACCAAAUCAUGCAGCGCUUUUGCCCGGCGAAUGUGCGCGUGGGCUAAUUACGACAAGCACGCCGCAAGGGCUGGGCAUUAAAUUGUUUGGCAUGCUUGACGCAACCGUCAAUAGCGUGCACAUGCCCUCGACGUUGGACGAUCCAAGCAUGCUGCAAGUCGGGAAAAAGCUCCUUGUGCGCGUUUUGUGGAACAUGCCUACCGAAACUGGCGACGAGGUCGGCGCGCGCCGAAUUGGCCUCAGCGUCUCGCCGCAUGUUCUUGCGCUGCGCGCGCCGCUAUCUGGCGGCAAGACACUUCCGGAAUCGGUUCCCAUCGGCACGAAACUCACCGCAAAAGUGCUGCGCGUCGCGAGUGAAUGGGGUCUUGUAUGCACUGUUGUGAGUGCGCCUCUGGAAGGCUUUGUGCACAUUUCCCGCGUGCAAGACGAGCAUGUGGACGCUCUCUCACCUACAGGACCGUACGCACCGGGCACAGAGCAUUCCGCGCGCGUUGUAGGGUACGCUAUGACCGACCGACUGUUGCUGCUCAGCCUGCAGCCGUCUGUGCUGAACAAGGAGUAUAUGCGCGUGAGUGAUGUGCCGCUUGGCCAGGUCGUCCGUGCCAACAUCCAUCGCGUGACGCCCAAUGCCAUCUUUGUGCGCAUGAAUGGAAAUGUGGAUGGCGUGGUAUUCCCGCUGCAUUACGCCGACAUCCGCCUGAAGAACCCUGAGAAAAAGUACAAGCCAAACUUGGAAGUGAAUGCGCGCGUCAUCCACACAGAUCCAGCGCGCAAUCGUAUCGUUCUUACACUCAAGCGCUCACUUGUCGAGUCUGAUUUGCCGCUUGUUACGAGUAUAGAAGGGGCGCGACCAGGUCUGGUCACCAACGCCGUGGUGCUCAAAUCACUGCAAAAGAGCUUUUUGGUCGAGUUGGGCGGUACAGUCCGGGCCGUUGUCCCGUUUGCGGAAACACCCGAUGCUAGCUUGAGUGAGGCGCAGCUUGCGGAACUGUACCCGCCGGGCAAGGUUGUCAAAGUACGCCUCACACAAGUCGAGCCAGACACGGGCCGCAUUGUUGCAAGCAUCAAGCAGACGAGCCCGAAAUUCCUCGAAAAAGUUAACGUGGAUAUUGUCGAUAUUGGCGAGCAAGUAUCGGCACGCCUUGCUACUGUGCGCGACGACGUGGCGAUUUUGUCGCUGGAGCCUGGCAAGGCUCGUGCGCUCUUAGCGCUGCCGACAUUAGCACGCCAGCGCGGUACAGAUGUAGCGACAUUGCGCGCAUCACUUCACGAAGGUGACCUGCUCGAAGACUUGUAUGUGAUUAAUAAGAAUGCCGAAAAAGGUAUUUUGCUUCUGGGCGAUUUUGCGCCAGGAUCGCGCAGCAAAGCACACUUGCAAUCCGGUGCACAAGUGCGUGCGCGCGUCACUGCCGUACAUAUGAGCCAGCUAUGCUGCACGCUUAGUCUACUUGACUCAAAUACCAAGGGCAAGCUGCACUUGACAGACACUGCCGAUGACUUCCAAAAAGCAGUGCUUCCGGCUGUGGGCGAAGUGGUGGACUGUGUCGUAUUGCAGACGCGCAAGGAUGGAAAAGAAGCAAGCCUGUCUACGCGCGUAUCGUGCAUGACGAGCAAUGCACCCCUGCCCCCAAACCCUUCCAUCGAAAAUGUCGCACAGCUCGAGGUGGGAAUGCACUUGGAUGGAUUUGUCAAGGCGGUUACCGACAAAGGUGUGUAUGUGGCACUAGGGAGAAGUACGGACGCGCGCGUCAUGAUCAAGGAGCUCUUUGACGAGUACGUGAAAGACUUCCGCGUGCGAUUCACACCUGCGCAACUUGUGCGUGGCACAGUGCUGGCCGUAGAUGGAGCCAAAAUCGAGUUUUCUUUGAAACGCAGCAGGCUAGAAGGUGCACCGCCGCCCAAGCAAAGUGGCGUGCUGCGUGAUUACAAGGCAGGGGAUAAAGUCGAUGCGUAUGUGCGUGGUACAGCGGAAUAUGGCGUCUUUGUGCAGAUUGAUGGCACGGACAUUAGCGGCCUUUCUCAUAAGAGCGAGCUGUCUGACAAUGUACAUGCCGAUGUGACGCAUGCUUUUGAGAUUGGCGAUCGAGUCAAGGCCAAGAUAUUGAAAGUGGAACCCAGCAAGGGCCGUAUCUCAUUUGGUUUGAAGCCGUCGUACUUUACAGAAGAGGAUUAUAAUAUGGAAGGCGAUGAUUUGGAAGCGACAGACGACGAUGACGAUGAGGACGACGACGAUGAGGACGACGCGGACGACGAUCUGCAAAGGAUUGUUGACCAAGUCGACGAAGAGAUGGAAGACGGCGAAAACAGUGCCGAAGAAUUCGAGUCCAAUGGCGCUCUCAACUUUAUUGAUGAUGAGGCAGAGGAGGACGAUGACGAUGAGGAGGAGGCUGAGGAGGACGAGGACGAGGACGAUGAGGAGGAGGAAGAGGACGAGGACGAGGACGAGGAGGAAGAGGACGAGGACGAGGACGAUGAGGAGGAGGAAGAGGACGAGGACGAGGACGAGGAGGAAGAGGACGAGGACGAUGAGGAGGAGGAAGAGGAGGAAGAGGAGGACGAGGAGGACGAAGGGGAGGACGACGACGACGACAAUGAAAGAGACGACGCCGCCAAUUUCAACGUAUCCAACGCAUCCAACGCAUACACCAGCACCGCAGCUCCCUUAUCAUCCCUCCAAGAAGGAUUUCGAUGGGGCACACAGUCCGCCAAUGCAGACGACGUGAGCGAUGACGAAGUCGGUGUAAGGAAUCAGAGCGCCCAUCACGCCACAGAAGACAUCACCGACAAUCUCGUCGCAAAGAAACUCGAGUCCGCUACCGACUAUGAACGUGUUCUCCUCGGUUCUCCCAACAGCUCCUACCUCUGGAUCCAGUUCAUGAGCUUCUACUUGCAGCUUGGCGACGUCGACAAAGCUCGCCAAGUUGCCCGCCGCGCCUUGCGCAUCAUUCAAUACCGCGAAGAGCAAGAAAAACUAAACGUCUGGAUCGCGCUCCUCAACGUGGAAAACACGUACGGAUCGCCCGAAACGCUCGACGCCGUCUUCCGCGAAGCAAUCCAGCUCAACGAUGCCCAGCAAGUCUACUUACGCCUCAUUGCCAUCUUUGAGGCAUCCGACAAGCUGGAACAAGCCGCCGACCUUUUCCGCCGCGCCACCAAAAGGUUUAGCUACGACCCCUCGAUGUGGACCCAGUGGUACCAAUUCCAUCUCCGGCACAAGGAUGCCGAAGCCGCUCGCGCACUUGUUCCACGCAGCCUCCAAAGCCUUGACCGACGCGAGCAUGUAACAGCGCUUGCCUCAUACGCCGUCGCCGAAUACAAGCUGGGCGAUGUGGAACACGCUCGAACGCUAUUCGAAACGCUCGUCGAACGCUACCCCAAACGACUUGAUCUCUGGUGGCAGUAUGUUGACCAGGAAGCGCGCCUAAACAACAUUGCCAAUGUACGCUCACUUAUGGAGCGGAUUAUGCUUGCGCGCUCCAAUUCCACCAAGCAAGUCAAGGCGCUCUUGCAAAAAUGGCUCGUGCUCGAAAAGAGGAUCGGCGAUGCACGCGGCGUGCAAUCAGUCCUCGACCGAGCGCGUGCUUUUGUUGCGCGCGUGCAGGAUACAUAA
Messenger RNA from Malassezia vespertilionis, 4638 nucleotides. RefSeq names its product rRNA biogenesis protein rrp5 (gene RRP5). NCBI's taxonomy places the organism in Eukaryota, Fungi, Basidiomycota, Malasseziomycetes, Malasseziales, Malasseziaceae. Bases 1 to 4638 code for a protein of 1545 amino acids. Gene Ontology annotation, biological process: rRNA processing. Gene Ontology annotation, cellular component: nucleolus; small-subunit processome. The record is from RefSeq and is a predicted model, not a curated record. The transcript has a single exon. Gene Ontology annotation, molecular function: protein binding; RNA binding.